UGAGCAGCUAGCUGGAUAAAGAGGAACAACUAGGGAAGGAUACUCAACAUAUUUUGCCUUAUAACACCUGAGCUAGCGUUUAGCCUAGAUUGAUAAUUCACCUACAUUAGAGGGGGGGUGUCUUUAUUCAAAUGUAGCGUUUUAUUUUAGACUUUCUUUCCGGUUUAAUAGUAGGCUAGCGCUUUCUCUAAACUUGAGGUCGUGUGAUAGUUUGCUGUACCAGGAUAUUAUCAGAUAGCUGCAGUUAAUUUCGCUUUUUUGUGUGGUUGUAUGAAUGCAUGCUCUAGCUUAAGCCGAAUCGGCUGGCUGCGUUUUGCACACAAGGUUAAAAUUAGCUUUAGCCAACUAGCUCCUCACUCUCCUCCUGCAGCUGUCUUACUUUCUUAUGCUGACUUGUGAGUGCAGGUGUGCUUUAAAUAGGCCAGGUGUGCUGUGGGAUAGAUAAGAGUGCAGUCCAGCUGUCCACCUCAGGGAUUUGUGCCACUUUAAGAGAGGUCAGAGGUGGUGAAAAUGCUGCUCUCUCUGGUCGUGCACACUUACUCGCUGCGGUACUGGUUUCCAGCUACCAUCAUGCUAGGGACAGCUCCAGCUUACCUGCUGUCAUGGGGGGCCUGGCGCUUACUUUCAACUGUCCUACCGACCAAAGUGUAUCACAAGCUGGACGACCGACUUUACUGCAUCUACCAGAGCAUGGUCCUCUUCUUCUUCGAGAACUACACAGGAGUGGAGAUUGUUAUAUAUGGAGAUAUACCAAAGAACAAAGAGAAUGUGAUCUACCUGUCCAACCAUCAAUGUACAGCUGACUGGAUAAUUGCCGACAUGCUGGCCAUCAGGCAGAGCGCACUUGGUCAUGUCAGAUAUGUCCUUAAAGAUGGACUGAAGUGGCUCCCGCUUUACGGAUGGUAUUUUUCUCAGCAUGGAGGAAUCUACGUGAAACGAAGUGCAAAGUUUAAUGAAAAGAGCAUGAAGAAGAAGCUAUGUUCUCAAACUCAGGCAGGAGCACCAAUGUACCUUGUCAUCUUCCCAGAAGGAACUCGGUAUAAUCCAGAGCUCAAGAAUGUUAUCGCUGACAGUCAGGCUUUUGCCACUAAAGAAGGGCUGGCUAUUCUGAAGCACACCCUUACACCCAGAAUGAAAGCCUCUCACAUAGCCAUCGAGUCCAUGAGAGGCCACCUGAACGCUGUGUAUGACAUCACAGUAGCCUACGAGGGAACGAUGACUGGGAAGGGUCAAAGAAGACCAGCACCAUCAAUGCCAGAAUUCCUGUGCAAAGAAUGUCCCCGAGUCCACAUACACUUCGAACGUGUGGACAUAAAGGAAAUUCCUCCAGAGCCAGUGUUUUUCCGAAGGUGGUUGCACGAGCGGUUUGAAAUCAAGGACCGGCUGCUGACGGAUUUCUACGAUUCGGACGAUGCAGACAAACUAUGCACUUUCCCCGGGGAGGCCAGACCUUCUCCACUGCCCCUCUCAAAAACCCUCCCGUCAUUGAUGAUCUUGGGGGGACUGACACUGCCAUUACUGCUAACGGAGAGUGGCAGAAAACUGUACGUGAGAACCUGGGUGUACGGGACACUUCUGGGAUGGCUGUGGGUGAAUUGUUCCCCUUAACGAACAGGGUGGAGGCUGCCACAACGAGACGCAUAGAAGACAAGACAUGGAGAGAUGUUGCCAUUUUUCUGCAUCGUGUUACAAGCUGUGUUCCAGAUGCAGAACAGUAUCAGAGAUUUUUCCCACAUGUCUGGCUCACUGUUGACCUUGAGCUGAAAACCGAACAGCGACACAGAGAAAUUUUAAGCUUUUUGUGCUACUUGUUCCCUCGCGUUAUUUGCAACCGCAGCCUGAAAUGAUGAAAAAAGAGUGGAUUUGUUGAAAAGUAUUAGCUUCCUCAGAAAUAUCCCUUCAUCUCUACAAUAAGAUAAAAAUAGCUACAAUCCCCCCCCCCCCCCCGCCCUGCUCAUCUGCCAAAUUUGUAUUUUUGCAUGCUCACUUUUCCAUCAAACAUUGGCCAGAUUUAAAGCUGUUAUACAACAUUUAUAUUUUAGCACAGGAGUGUGCGGAGAACUCUGAAAACAAGAUUACAACAAGAUGCACAACACAAGCCUGCUUAUUGUGGGCCGUUAAUUACGAAGUGCACUGACUCAUUGGUGUUGGUUGUAAUGCUGUCUGCUGUCUGUUUAUGCCAAGUCCCAAAUCAGAAGGAUUAUGCACUUUGCUUAUUUAAAGGCCCUGCGUGCACAAACAAAUACACCUGUGUUGUAAUUUAUUAUGCCUCAUCGGACCUCCUCUCAGGACUGUGUUGGGUGUGUACAAACUGUGCUUGAUUGACAUCUCCCUUGCUUUCCUGCUAACUUUGCUAGACCUGUCACUCCUCAAUCAUUCUUGUCGGUACAUCCGGGUGUAAUUCUCAGCAUAGUCCCGCCCACAGGUUAACCUGAGCAGACGUCUGAUGAGCCAGAAUACUCAAACACUUGUAUGUGUGUGCAGAGCCUUUUAAAGUGAUGUUUUACAUUAGUAGAACAUAACUGAUAGCAUCCGUCUCCUGUAGGGGUUCAUAAACGCGACACCAGCUGUACUGUUUACCAUGAAUAUUAAGACAUGAAUUUGUUUUAUAUAGAUAAUGAAUGUAGCCAUAAAAAGAAAAGUAUUUUAUGCCUAUAUAAUGUUUUAUUUUUUAUUUUUUGAAGACCCAACUGUUAGCAUUUAAAGACUGGUAACACUUUAUUUUACAUGUCCCUUAAUUUCAUAAUUAGUAAGUAAUCAGCAGGUAUUUAACAGUUUAUUUUAGGACAUUUAGGACAACAGUUUCACAGCAGCUACUUUUGAAGUUAGCAGUUUUUUUGUAUUAAACUAUAUAUAUUUCCUGAAAGUAGUUGCUGUGUUAGUGUUCAUUCUUGGGACGUUUCUUUGUAAUUUGGCAGUAUACAGUAGGCUAAAUGUGCUUAUUGUUUAACUUAGCUUAUUGUUCUCUAAUUGUUUAACACCCUUUAAAAUACACACUGAAAGUAUUUUCUGUCAGUUUAAGACGUUUUGCAAAUUUACACAUAUGUAUGAACCCAAAUAUAAUUUAUAAUUUAAUGGUCACUUAUCAAAGUAACACUUGUUUCUGAUUUUCUUUUAAUAUUGUACCACAGUGCACCACCAUCUCUGUAAAAUGUCUUAAAUAUGAACUGUUAAUUACCUGCAAAACAAUCAGAAAUAUUCCAGGAAAUUGGUAUAAAAUUAAAGGACUUUUAAAGUGUUACCUAAAUAUCCUUAAAAAAUACUGUAUGUUAUAUAUAAGAUUGUCUUUGUCUUUGAACUCUGAGGCUCAUAUGGGAGGAGUGCAUGUGUAAAAAUUUGAAAAAGUUCUAUUGAAGUGAAAUAUGGCUUUAACCUUUAAAAUGUCAAUCAUUGCCAAAACCUGGUGUGUUUGCCCCGAUACAGUAAGUGUGAAGUUGAGCAAUACUUUUCUAACAUGCCCAAUGACAGUCCCGAUGACAGCAAAAACUCUUCAUGUAUUUUCCGUUGUAGUUGUUUAUUUUGUUGUUGGUGUUUUUUUUUUCUUUCUUUCUUCUUCUUUUUGGCUUAAAUACAUUAUAAAUUGAUUUUUAUAAUCGUAUCUGUGUUUGGAGAUCUUCACAGUUCCAGAAACGUUUUAUAUGCAUUUUCUUACUUUGAAUACCAUGUUACAGACCACAUUAAAGUAUCUACCUAGAAAAAGCCAUGAUAACAGUAUAUCGCAGGUUCCUGUGCACUCAAAGCCAUUUGUAUAUACGUCACUGUAUUGUGAAAUGCACUGUAUGUUUGUCGUCGUCGUUUACUGUAUUGAAAACCAUUGCAUUUUCCACGAGUCACUUUACAUAUUUGCCAUCUCGUCCUCCUGUAGAGCUAGGCUGAGAUAUAUUUUCCUCAUGUGGAUGUUAGAGUAAAUCUCAUGGUUUUUACAUGUCGCUCCAAUACCUCACUUGAAUAAUCCUUCCUUGUUCUUAAAUGACACCUUGUCAGCUAUUUUAUAGUCAUUUUUAUCCUGACAAGAUCAGACUGUAACUCAUCAGGAAACUCUCUGUAGACAGUAUUUAAAUGCCAACUGUUUCUGGAAAUGUGUGCCUUCUCUUUGGAGGAGUUGGUCCUCGGUCCUCAGCCCACAACCAGAGGACCACAGUGGCUCAUUCCACCAGAUGACCGCAUGGAGGCGCUCUGCUCUCUGCCACAUGUGGUCACAUUGUCUACAGUUCAUAGUGGCUUAUUUUGCUCUGAAAAUGCAUUGAUUUACACUUUUUGAGGACUAUUAAUAAAUGAUUAUAAUGUGUAAAGUUAUGGAAAUGGGGAUUAAAGUGAAAUAAAGUGGUUUUCUUUGGGGAAA
Molecule: messenger RNA, 4342 nt
Organism: Scomber japonicus (chub mackerel)
Lineage: Eukaryota; Metazoa; Chordata; Actinopteri; Scombriformes; Scombridae
Gene: agpat5
Product: 1-acylglycerol-3-phosphate O-acyltransferase 5 (lysophosphatidic acid acyltransferase, epsilon)
Exons: 8
Coding region: 511-1608 (365 amino acids)
Cellular component (GO): endomembrane system; mitochondrion
Molecular function (GO): acyltransferase activity
Source: RefSeq, a predicted model, not a curated record